Molecule: messenger RNA, 1801 nt
Organism: Ruditapes philippinarum (Manila clam)
Lineage: Eukaryota; Metazoa; Mollusca; Bivalvia; Venerida; Veneridae
Exons: 6
Coding region: 135-584 (149 amino acids)
Source: RefSeq, a predicted model, not a curated record
AUACGGACGUAUUUGUAAUUCUUAUGCAAUACUAAUGAUUUAUAUAUGAUACAUAAAAAAUGCAAUAUCGUAGUUCCACGUUAAGGAAGUGAAAAGUUAGCAGAUUGAAAGCGAGGAAUCGUUGCACUACAGAGAUGGACAACUUAUGGCGAUCAAGGCGUGUUGAAGACAAUCCAAAAAUAGUCUUUAUUAUAGGAGGCGCUAUGUUGCUCUUUCAAGGUGGUGCAGUUUGCAUGUAUACAUAUUCCGGUAGUGAUGAAAAUUUUGAAAGGACAACAUUAGUUAAGCAAGGAAAAGUGAUGUGUUGUCUGGCUGUUAUACAGCUAAUCAUAGGAAUUAUCAGCUUAUGCAUAACCAUUGACUUAAGAAGUUACACGCUCCGUUUAGCGUGUUUAUUUUGGAAUGCAUGUGUGCUAUGUGUUGCGUUGAUACUUUCAUUUGAGAUUUUUGAAUACGUUGAGGAAUUGAUGCCGAAAACACUGUAUGUUGCACAGCUUCUUAUAAACAUCAUCGGGGUGAUGGUAUUACAGUGGCAACACCUGAAUGGCGCAUUUUACCCAGACCCGGAUAAAAAAGAGGAGUAAACGGGAACGUUAUCUGAUAUAAAAGUUUAACAUUUCCAUUGAAUUUGAAUCUGGUUGCUUUAUUCUCAAAUAAAAGAUCAACUAAAAGCCAUAAUAACUAUGCCACUAAAUUACUUAUACCGGUAUAUUGUUGUAUGCACAUUACAUUAAUUUGAUGGUAUAUAUUUGCAGACUAUUACCUAUCAAUAUUGAAAACGUUUACAGAGACAUUAAUUUAGAAAAAGCAAAUAUACAUUUUAUAUUAUUAAAUGAUGUAAAAAUGAAUGCAAUCUCAUUGGUCCAAACAGUAGUCAACAGAACUUUUUAUAGAAUCAUAUUCACUGGGUGAAGUAUCGUAUUCACUGGCUGAAUUGGAUUUUCCCAGUCUAAAAAUAAAUUGAGACUCAUAUUCAAUGACAUAUAUCGUAGACUGUUAAUUACGCGUGCUUAUGAAAUCAGAUUAUUGUUGGGUUUUGUUCUUCAUGGUAUAUUUCUCGAUUAAAAUAUCAUAACUUUAUUAUAAUAGUUAAAAGGUACACCGCAGUGAUGAGUAUAAACUUGAAUUACUCUUGUAUGCGCAACGUUCGCGUUGUUGUUGCACGGCUUACACUUGCGUCUUUUUUCACGCGCUUCAACGAAACAGGCAAAGGUUGCACAUUUAUAAGUUUGUCUUUUUAUGAUUAUUUUUAAUUCUUCCUAUUCAUAUUAUAAAUCGCUAUCGCCUCGGUCAAUAUGUCAUCUGCCGAUGAAUAUCACAUCUUAUACAAUGGCACACUAGUUUAUAAAUGCAUAUCAACAAGGUGCUGAGUCGGAAUUUAAUUUUCAAAUGGCUGUGAAAUACUAGUACACUGUAUUUAACAAUUUAGUGUCCAAAAUGGCUCGCUAAAUACUAGUAUUUAACAUUUAAGCGAUGUCCAAAAUGGCUCGCUAAAUACUAGUAUUUAACAUUUAAGCGAUGUCCAAAUGGCUCGCUAAAUACUAGUAUGUAAAAUUUAAGAAGUGUCCAAAUGGCUCGCUUAAUACCUAAAUACAAGCAUUUAACAUUAAAGUAAUGUCCAAAUGGCACGCUAAAUGCUAGUAUUUAACAUUAAAGUAACAUGAAAAUGACUCGCUAAAUACUAGUAUUUAACAUUUAAGAAAUGUCCAAAUGGUUCGCUAAAUACCUUAAUACUAAUACACUGUAUUUAACAUUUAAGUACUGUCCCAAUGGCUCGCUAAAUGCUAAUAUUUACCGGGCC